UUCGUCAAGUCACAUAACCUCGAAGAGUGGAAUUUCGCAAGAAUGCUCACCUCUCUGAAAAUCACCUUUUUGUGAAGAGAUUUUUAAAUUUUCCGGCUAAUUACGUGUGUUACAACACAAUGAAGUGCUCAAUGAACGGGACCAAUACUAGAAUUCUCCACAAGAUCCUCCAGAAUCUGGCCAAAGUUGGUUCUGACUUGUACCUGGAAGCCUUACUGUCAGGAUUGUCCCUGCGCACAGUCAACUCAUCACACUCCUCCUUUGCCAAGAUUCAUCUGGCUGAGAGCUUCUUCUUAGAAUAUAUUCAGCAAAUCACCCCGUCAAAUGCCAGUUUCGAGACAAAGUGUCGAGUAUCUUUCAAGUCUCUCCUCUCCGUAUUCCGGCACAUAAAGAAAGUGGAAGUGUGCACUCUCAGGCUGGACCAGGAAACUGCCAGAUUGACUCUGCGGCUGAGGUGUGCAGAGGAGAAAGUGAGGAAUAUGUAUGUGCCAAUCUUAGAGCAGGAGACUUUGGAUGCCACUUUCCACCGUGACGACAUCAUGAACAAGAUUGUUUGCCAUGCGAAUCUCUUUUCGAACAUCAUGACCCAGUCGGAGACGGAGCUCACUUUGGAUGUGUCGAAAGAAGGAAUCGUAGUGAAGAAUUAUAUCGACGACAGGAUUGUUGAUAAAACCGUGGCGAGAACGACUGUAACAGUGAAUCGUAGCGAGUUCGCAACCUACUCAAUAAAACAGGAAACACGAUUGACAUUCUGUUUCAAGAGCCUUCGUGCUUUCCUGACCCUCGCUGAAGCCGUCAGCGCGGGCUGUAAUGUAGCGAUUGAGUUUGAGACUGAAGGCAGGCCUAUUAUCAUAACAGUGAAUGAGGUUCCAGUGAGGGGAAGCCUCCUCAUGUCAACUCUUGAGCAAGAGACGUAUGAUGACUCGAUGAUGUCCACUUAUGAUGAUGCGAUUCACUCUGAGGUGAUGCCAAACGACCAGUCUAUAAGGUCUCAGAAUAAGCGUCCUAAAACCUCACCUAUUGAGCAAUCCUUGUGUCCGGAAAAGAGACCUCGGGCUGAGAAGCAAUUGGAACGGCCACCAAUUCAAGCAGAAGGUCAAUUGUCAGACACAUUGGAAGAUUCGAGACAGGAUUUUCUCACCAGUUCCACUCCUGAUGACAUCCUACACAGGAAUCCACCACAAGUCGUUAUGAAUGAAGAUGGCCGGGCCGAGAGUCCGUCAAUUCUCACGCAGAAUAAGGAUCCGAGCACUGGAUCUUCUUCCUAUGACAUAGUAUUCCAAAAGGACACAGAUGAGACAGACAAUGCCAAGAGGAAAUUGAGCCUGUCGAAGGAGAAUCUCUCUAUGGAAAUGGAAGAAGACUUGGAUGAGAGUGUGCCACCGUCUCCGCCGACAGAGGAGGAUAUAAAGAAGUUGAAGGCGCGAAGGAUCUUCAGGAGAUGCUUCGAGGCCACUUUUCACUGCUCCAAAAUACCAGGAAAAAGCCAGAUACUUGCUGAAAACUCGGACAGCGAGUAAAAUAUGUAGCUUUAUUAAAAAUCAACGCCACAUCGAUUGAGGUAAAGAUCUUCUCUUUUAUACCCGCGACUUGUUCCCAGAGAUUCUAAGUACUGCAGAAGUUCUGCUCCCUUAACAAC
Messenger RNA from Phlebotomus argentipes, 1639 nucleotides. RefSeq names its product cell cycle checkpoint control protein RAD9A (gene Rad9). Lineage: Eukaryota; Metazoa; Arthropoda; Insecta; Diptera; Psychodidae. The record is from RefSeq and is a predicted model, not a curated record. Bases 120 to 1520 code for a protein of 466 amino acids. Gene Ontology annotation, biological process: DNA repair; cellular response to ionizing radiation; mitotic intra-S DNA damage checkpoint signaling. Gene Ontology annotation, cellular component: checkpoint clamp complex. The transcript is spliced from 3 exons.